Molecule: messenger RNA, 2125 nt
Organism: Danaus plexippus (monarch butterfly)
Lineage: Eukaryota; Metazoa; Arthropoda; Insecta; Lepidoptera; Nymphalidae
Gene: egr
Product: protein eiger
Exons: 8
Coding region: 179-1564 (461 amino acids)
Biological process (GO): immune response
Cellular component (GO): membrane
Molecular function (GO): tumor necrosis factor receptor binding; receptor ligand activity
Source: RefSeq, a predicted model, not a curated record
CCCAAUACUCACUCGACUCUAGUCCGUGUUGUGGACCGCGCGUGUGUAACUGUCUCACAAACGCCCCUAUCCACGUGCUCCUUAAAUAUACUCGGACUUCCGAGUAAUCUAUAAUGGACCCGUAAUUAGUAAUCAGUCAAUUCCUGCUAUCGUUAGAUACAGUGAAGUGUGGAGUGUGAUGGCCGAGAACUGCGCUCUCAUACCCGAAACAAACACAAUGUAUACAAACAAGGAUUCGUUGAAAGAUGUCAAAGACUUAUCAAAGAACUUAAUGAGCGGGGAAUUUGAGCGGCAAUACAUUGACAGUGAUAAUGGCCGGCGGAGAAAGGGAUGUGUUAUUUUGGGGGUGUCGGUGGGUUUAUUGGCUGUCUGGUUGCUUGUGCUCACGAUUGUUAGGGAGAUACAACUGACUAAUCUGCGCCAGGAAGUCGAUCAGCUCUCGGCGAACAUGAUCGCCAUGUCAGCGAACGUAAUGUCACUCAAUCAGAAGUUAUCCAGCAACAGACUCUUCAACGAGUUCAAAACUUUAGAGGACACGAUAUACGCAGACGAAGAUCAAGAGAGUAAUUUCGUUGAGACUAAGGACAAGGCAGGUCAAAGUGACGAGUCUCUGGACAAGCUGCGCGGUCUGACGGUCUUGGAGGAUGAGAGUCAGAUCGGUGAUGAUGAGGACUUGUACGACGGUGAUGAAGACGCGGAGAGCGGUGAUUGGUAUCCAGACUACGAUAGGAGAAGAGAAAAGGUUGGUACAACGAACAUGGUGCGAUUGAAGCCAGAGGACUUAGUGGGUAAUGUGGCCACCGAAGAUAUAACGACGCUAAAGAAUAUGCUCAACAAAGACCCAGAGCUACCAAACUUUUUACCAGAAACAUCUAGAAAGAGACGUAGCUUAUUCUCCGAUUCAACUCCUGAAAACGACUUCGUUCCUCCGAGAUCAGUGUCGAAACUUGAAGAAAGGCGUAAGACAAAAAAGUUCUUCCCGGACGAGUCCAGCAAGACAGCCACUCAUCCAGUGUCUAGAACCGCAAGAAAUAGCAAUGAUGAGGAAAGGAGACCGUUUAUAGCAGCUCAUUUCCACGGUAACACUUCGCAUCUCAGCACUGAAAUUCAUGAACAUUUCAAAGGUAAUGGUCUCGUUCGAGUGUCUCACGGCGCUGCCCACGACGUGUGGUACCCGUCGGGUUGGACGCUGGCCUCACCACACCCUCGACCAACCCUCACUCGCAACGGCCACGUGCACGUUCAUCAUAGCGGAGUCUACUUCGUCUAUGUUCAGAUUUACUACCUGGAUAGCCACGACGUGAUCUCGUGGGUGUUGCAUCGCACUGGGGCGUACUCCGAGGGCCGCGACACUCUCCUGCAGUGCGCACAGUCCUCGCACUCCACCGAGAGACUAGACAAACCAAACUCCUGUUUCUCAGCGGCAGCGCUGUUCCUACGAGCGGGAGACCGUCUCGCUGUACGGAACACCGGCGGUGAUAGACACUCGCUCAUGCAGCCGGAGAAGAGCUUCAUAGGUCUCGUUAAACUGGCCGACGCAAGCGAACCAGACUACGAGUUGUAAUAUUAUUCGUAUCGUCGGAGCCCGUAGCUGACUAUCGUAUGUGAUCGUUAGUAACGUUCUGUAUAUAUUUUAUAUACGAUGCUUAUUUUUCAUUCUUGCCGCGCUGUCAGUCCGCCAGUCAUGUUGGGGUGAUAUUUAUCGUUAUAGUCAUUACGUGCCAUUACAAAAUGGUUUGAAUUUUCAUUAGUUUUCGUUUAGUUACAUAUUAUGUUUUUUUAAAGUGAUAUCAGUGAUGGUUUUGUUGUAACAAAACAUAGGUAAGAAAUAUUAUAGUUUGAAAGUAAAGCAAUAUAGAAAGUAUUUUGUUCUAAUAUUUUUUUUUUUUUGCUUUUCAAUUUUUUUUUACGUAAUUUUUGAACUGCUUACUUUAUAGUUGUAGGUCUAGUUAUACGAUUAAACAAUCUUUGAUAUAAAAAGAUCUGUUAUGCCAUUGAUAUUGUAAGUUGAAACGAGUUACAUAAUUUAUUUUUAAUUUUAUAAUAUUUUUUUUUUUUCAGUAAAGUUUAAUGCAAACCGCAUAAUGUAUUUGAUGUUGUUUUAAAUAUAUCGGUGUAAAAAGUA